CCUACCUGUUCAUUUCCUCCAUUUGUUCCUCUCACUCUGUCUUAACACAGAUACACACAAACACUCUCUCUCUAUACAUACAUACAUACAUAUAUACAUGCACAUACGCUCUCUCUUUCUAUAAUAUACACACACGCACACACGCACUGUUCCUCUCUGCAGAAGUUGCCAUUGACGUUUUGAUCCGAGUUAAGAUUGCUCUGGACAAAUUCGUGUACGAUAAUCCGUCGAUUAGGUUUCCGCUGCUGCGGGAUUUCCAUUAAUUUCAGUAGCAAGGGCUGGAUAUAUAAAUCAUUCGUAUUAGGAUAAAAUCAUUUCUGGAUAAGUAGAUAGGACGAUUUUGAAGGGGAAGGUAUUCUGAGAAAGAGGGUUUAGGGCUUUCUGAUAUACGAGUAUAGUAGUUGGGGGUGUUAGUUUUGUUUGACUAAAUAUGUUGGGACCAGGAGUGCAGUUCAAUAGGAGUAAUAAUGGCGACGAUCGGUUUUACAGCACUGCGAGGGUUCGCCGGAGUCAAGAUUUUUCGCGGAGGGCUCAGAAUGAUGUCACUUCGAGGCGGAACCGGCGUGAUGAGCCGCCAAAGGAGAAGUCUAAGCCGGCUACUCCGGCUUCGGCUCCUGUGUUAGAAUCUUCUCCUUUGUGUAAUCUGGAGAGGUUUUUGGAAUCUGUCACGCCAUCGGUCCCUGCACAGUACUUAUCCAAGAUGACAGUGAGGGAUUGGAGAACAUGCAAUGUCGAGUUUCAGCCAUUCUUUGUGCUUAGUGAUUUAUGGGCAUCAUUCAAGGAAUGGAGUGUCUAUGGUGCCGGAGUGCCUUUGAUGUUGAAUGACAGGGACAGAGUAGUUCAGUAUUAUGUGCCCUAUUUGUCAGGCAUUCAAUUGUAUGCUGAUCUCUCAAAGAGUACAUCAAAACUAAGGCGACUUGGUGAAGAAAGUGAUGGUGAAUACUUUAGGGAUUCUAGUAGUGAUGGCAGCAGUGACAGUGAACAAGAUAGAGGUGGCUUGUGUUAUUCAAGGGAGCCACUUAACUAUCUUCAAACAGGUGAUGGUUCUCUUCGAGUGGAUCAGUUGUUCAGAGAGCAGCAUAUGGCAUUCCAAGAAGGCUUUUCUAGUGAUGAAGGUGAAUCUGGAAGUUCACAAGGUUGCUUGUUGUUUGAGUAUUUUGCACGAGACCAACCAUAUUGCAGGGAACCUUUGGCAGACAAGAUAUCUGAUCUUGCUCAUCACUUCCCAGAAUUAAAAACACUUAGAAGUUGUGAUCUACUUCCAUCCAGUUGGAUUUCUGUGGCCUGGUACCCCAUUUACAGAAUACCAACAGGUCCAACUCUUAAAGAUACAGAUGCUUGCUUUUUAACCUUUCAUUCCCUUCAUACUUCCAUGACAGGAAGUCAAGCCAUGCAUCCUCCAAUUGUGACAUAUCCAUCAGAGAGUGACGGUGUUCCACAGAUUUCACUGCCAGUAUUUGGCCUUGCUUCAUAUAAAUAUAAAGUAUCACUGUGGACUCCAGAUGCAGGUCGUCAGCGCCAGUUGGCAAACUCUCUCUUGCAGGCUGCUGAUAAUUGGCUAAGCUUACUCCAAGUCACCCACCCGGAUUUCGCUUUCUUCUGCCGCAAGUAAAUCUAGAGAUUGCUUCACUGUCGUCUUAGUCCUGUUACAAGGACCCCAUGCGCCAUUUUAAGCUUGAUGAGGAGGGUGCACCAAACUGAGGAAGGUUGACCAAGUGAGCAAGUUUGUCACAUGUUACAGCGCUGUUAUUUGAGUUAAAAGGCAAAACAAAAAAUUGAGGUGGGGUGGGGUGGGGAAGUCUUGCAGAAUACUUUACGGCGGCCUAAGAUCAAGAUUGAGGAAUGAGAUGAGAAAAAGAAAUUUUGUUGAGUGAUUAGAGCUGGGCUGAACCGGAGCAUGCAGCACCGUGGCUGGUUGAAAACUUCUUACCUUUUAACUCUUACCUCUGUUUUGUUAUGUUGUUUCAUAAAACAGGCUGGUUUUUUCUGCCCUGGUGAUUAGUUGUAGGCGCUGUGAGUUAUUUAUGCAUUUUGAAAGGGAUUUGAUAGAGGAUCGUAGCUGGGCGUUCAGUCAAGUUGCCUCAUGUUAUGUAUACUAACUGUCUUGGUAGACAAUUACCGAAAAGGAAAAAUUCUAUUAGUAGAGUAAUGAGUAAUGAUUGAAGUAUAAUUGCUCAGAAAUGCAUGGUGCCUUCAUAUUUA
Molecule: messenger RNA, 2202 nt
Organism: Sesamum indicum (sesame)
Lineage: Eukaryota; Viridiplantae; Streptophyta; Magnoliopsida; Lamiales; Pedaliaceae
Source: RefSeq, a predicted model, not a curated record